AUGGGACGCAUUGAACUAUACUUCGACGUCAUCUCGCCCUACAGCUGGAUCGCCUUCGAAGUCAGUAAAAAACCCUCUUUUCAAAAGAUGAGUUUCAUCUAGGCUCUGACAAAGCUGAACGAAAAAUGGAACAUCGAGAUUCAGCUGAAGCCGUUCUACUUAGGGGAAGUCAUGAAAAGAAGUGGUGAAUUUCGGCUCAUUUUUUAAACUCAUACUCAUACAACUUUUUCAAGGAUCUCGCCCGCCAGCUCUUGUGAAAGCUAAAGGAAUUUUCAUGGUGGCCGAUUUGGAUAGAAGUUCAAAGUACUGGGGAAUUCCAUUAAAUCCGUGUCCUGUCAGUUUUUAUCAUAAUGCGAAGUUCUCGAAGUUGCGGUUUUUUAUUUAAAGUUUUUUAUACCAUUUUUCUUUUCCUGUAGUCUGCAUACAUGUACUGUAUAGCAGUUUUUGGAUUUGAUCUUCGUAUUCCAUUGAAUCUUUCUGAAUUGAAUAUGUAUUCAGAAUAUCACUUUGAAUGUAGAGCCCAAUAGUCUGGCUCAUCAGACCUUUUUCGACCGAUAAAAACAGAUUUAAAGUUUUCAGGAGUUCAUGAGAUGGAUGAAAACUUAUACAACGGAAGACGCCCAAAAAGUGCUUCUCACUUUGCAAAAAAAUCAACCAGGUAUCAGAAUAUAGGAACAUACUUACUUAGAAAUUGAACUCUAGAACUUUUGGAAGCGGCGGCACGCGAAUUUUGGCUUCGAUUAUGGUCAAGAGGGCAGAAAAUAUUCGAAAAGAACGAUCUCCUGGAGGUAUAGUAGAAAAAAAUCUAUCAUUUUAUCUAACGACCCUACUCCUACUUUCAAUUUUUGAUUUUUUGAGGUUCUUAAAACCAUCGGCGCUCGAGAUAUUGAAGGAACGCUCACCGAAUCGAAGAGCUCGGAAGUUGCAAAUCUUCUAGAGGAAAAUAUAUCAACGGCUGUUGAUCAAGGAGUCUGUAUCUUCUUAGUUUUCAAAAUGAUAACCCGUUUUAGGCGUUCGGAGCACCAUGGAUCGUAGUUCAUGAUGAUAACGGAGACGAACACUACAUCUUUGGUUCAGACAGAAUGCACCACAUCGCGGAUAUUCUGUCACUUCCUCUUCUUUCGAAGAUUUGA
This is a messenger RNA of Caenorhabditis auriculariae, 1133 nucleotides long. Lineage: Eukaryota; Metazoa; Nematoda; Chromadorea; Rhabditida; Rhabditidae. The record is from the annotation of a GenBank genome assembly.